AUGGAAGUGCCUCGAACUCCUAUAGAUAAUUUAUUGAAUGUAUUAUCCAAUUUUAGUGUUGGUCACGAAAAAGCUUUGAAGCAGAGUAUUUACAAUGCAGUAGCGUUGUUCCUUCUAUGCUUAGUUUGCUUUGCUGGGUAUGGACUUUACAUGAUUUUUCAACCAUUUGUAAAACCAUUAAUAUGGGCUUUACUUUGUGGUUCGGUUCUUUUUCCAUUCAAAUUAUAUAUUACAAGUUCUGUAAAGUCUUGGUUUGCUGAAACAGAAAAUUUUUAUGAGAUAUUACUCAUAAAUUUCACAAUGGUUCCUAUAAAAAUUAUGGACACCAUUUCUGAGUGUAUUGGUUCUUUCCUCUAUGGACAUAUUAAAUAUGUAAAACUUAUCAUAAUUUCAUCUAGUUUUGCUAUUAUAAUAUAUUGGUACACUCCCAACGUUAUGACAUGUCUUAUAUGGCGCUUUGUUGAAUUGAGUAAUUCACUUUUAUAUUUAAUUGUCACCAACUGUAAUAUCUAUCUGAUCAGUACGAGUAUUAUAAGUUAUCUAAUAAUAUUGUUUUUCCACUGGAGUCAAGACAAUGCUACUUCAUUUAAUCACGCAUCUCUUGUGAUUUGGCUUAUAUUUAGCUUUUACGUAUCGAAUAUAUUAGGAACUUAUCAAAGCAUAAUAUUUUGUAUUUUACAAAUUUUAUUUAUUAUUGGUUUUAUCUAUGAGGUUGUACUUAUUGUAGAUAAUAAGGAAGUUCAAGGUACAUCUUUGACUUUCACUGAAGCUCUACAGUUGGCUUUAACUGGUAAAGAAAUUUAUAAAUCUUCUGUACAAACUGAUGAAAAACACCAUCAAGAAAAAACUUUCAUCGAUGGUACGUCAACUCCUAUCGUGGCUGAAGAUAUAAAAGUAUCACCUUCUGUACAUAGUAAAAAAAAGCAUUCAUUACAAUUUUUGAAAAGUUCAAUGUCAUUAGAUACGGAUCGCAAAGAGGAUAUUUUGUUGAAAUUUAGAUCAGAUGAUAAAUCUAAUUUUUCAACCGGCCAAACACCUAUUCAUGAACGUUAUUUUUUGCGGAAAUUUAGCAAACAUAUAAUAAAACAUGAAAAUCAUAAGGCCGAUACAAAUAAAUAUAUGUAUGGAGCAUUUUAUUUAUGUGUAGGAAUGGUAAUGUGGAAACAUAAAUGGAUAUUAACUAUACUGACUAUUCCAAUAGCUUGGUAUGUUAGUAAAAAAAUAGGAAAGUAUUUUGAAUUUUGGAGCUUUACUCAUCGCCAUAUAAAUAAGAUGAUUGAAUCAUCUAAAAUGUGGUAUUAUGAAAGGCAAAGUGCUUUGAUUCCAGCCCAUGUGAGAGGUUUAUAUAAAAUUUAUAUGAUAAUUGAUAAAAAAAUGAAGGAGAUAUUGAAACGAUCUGUAGAUGCAGUUGCAACAAUUGCUGUGAUUUUUUUUUUGUUGAUAUUUUCUGUUUGUGCUUCUAUAUUUAUAAUCAUACAAAUUUAUGCGGAGGGCAUACAUUUGAUUCAAGUAACAGGAGAAAUAAUUAAUUCGACGUUAGUUCAUAAUCCUGAUAUUGACUGGGUACCAGAACAGUGGGAAGACUCUGUUAACAGUGUUUUAGAUAAUGCUUAUACAUACGGUAGAAGUGCUAUUGCCCAUGCCGUUAAAAAUGUUGCCAAAGAUGUAGAACCAGUUAAAGCUGAAUUAAUGGAGAGAAAAGUUUUAGAAUUGUGGGAUCGCCUUUAUCAAGCUUGGAUGAUGUCACACGAUAAUUCAGAUACAAUUGGCCCAUCAGUAGAUAUUGAUGCUGCUUUUUCAGUGUGGGAAAGUUUGAAAGAAAGUUUCAUAAAAUCACCAAGCCAAAUGUUUAAUAUUAGUAGUAUCCAAAAUUUUGCUAAAGAUAAUGUCGGUAUUUUAAUGUCUGUUCUUGAUUCUGUGUGGAGCAUUAUUAGAGGAAAUUUAUCAAUAGUUUUAAGUAUUUUAACAGAACUACUUUCCGUUGUUUUCAUCAGUGGAUCUGCUGUUUUAAGUUUUAGUUUAAGCACUGUUGUAUUUUUUACCACAUUAUUCUAUCUGCUUAGUUCAAGUGGAUACACUUAUAAACCUAUUGAGUUCAUUGCAGUUUUUAGUCCCAUUAGCUUCUAUCGGUGAGUAUUUUAAUAUACCCUCUUCUAUUUUCAUAUAAUGAUAUGUUGGUAGUAGUUAGUUUUCUUUUUCACCAGUUGAAAGCAUAAAAAUGCUAGAUCAUUUACGACAAUUUUUCAGCAACAUUCACUGCUAUGAUAAGAAAUUUUCUCAUUUUUCGCGCUAAUGUUUUACGGAAUACUGUAAAUUAUCGAAGAUACACGAAUGACUCCAAAAAAUUCCGAACUCGAGAUCUUUUGUAUUUAUGGCUUGCUUUACUUCCGCGAUAAUCGAAGUGCUGAUAUUUUUUGAGAAGCAUUAAG
This is a messenger RNA of Cotesia congregata, 2429 nucleotides long. NCBI's taxonomy places the organism in Eukaryota, Metazoa, Arthropoda, Insecta, Hymenoptera, Braconidae. The record is from the annotation of a GenBank genome assembly.